GCGGUUUGGGACGCGACCCGUCACGAGCGCCUAAAUUGGGGAGAAUGGCGGCAGUUUUGCAGGCGCGCGCGCGUUCAUCUGAUUCAACAUGGCGGCUUGUGCUGUUCAGUUGAUUGACAAACGGCCCAGGAAAUUAGUAGAGAAAAAAGAGACUCCAGUGGUGCUUGUGAGGAAAGAGCUGUAUGCAAAGCAUCCAUUACAAAACCGGUGGGCCUUAUGGUUCUACAAGAAUGAUAAGAGCAAAAUGUGGCAAGAUAAUCUGAGACUCAUCACCAAGUUUGAUACCGUCGAGGAUUUCUGGGGGUUGUACCAUAACAUUCAGAUGGCGAGCAAGCUCUCAUCAGGAUGCGACUAUUCAGUGUUCAAGGAUGGAAUCGAGCCCAUGUGGGAGGACAGGAGCAAUAAAUGUGGCGGCCGCUGGCUCAUUACGCUCUCCAAACAGCAGAGACACUCGGAGCUCGACCGCUUUUGGCUGGAGACGCUGUUGUGCCUCAUCGGUGAGGGUUUCGGUCCCUACAAUAGAGACGUCUGCGGUGCCGUCAUUAACGUUCGCGCCAAAGGAGACAAAAUCGCCAUCUGGACGACGAACACGGAGAACGCUGAGGCUGUAACGUACAUCGGCCGGAAGUAUAAAGAGAGUCUCGGCCUUCCAGCGAAGCUUGUGAUUGGAUAUCAGGCUCACGCCGACACGGCCACCAAGAGCAACUCCAUCACCAAGAACAAGUUUGUCGUCUGAACAGAAGCAUCGCUGUGUCUAGUUCUCAUUUUUUUUUCUUUUGGAUUCACUUAUUGGGGGAAAACAUCAUUUGGUCUGUGAAGUUUGUAUUUAAAUUAUGUUUGAUUUUUUUUUUUUUUGUCAUAUUUCCAUUUGUUUGUCAUUUCCAUUCUUUUUCUUUCCCGCAAUAAAAUUUGCCCAUGUUUGGUCUUGA
Messenger RNA from Pangasianodon hypophthalmus (striped catfish), 929 nucleotides. RefSeq names its product eukaryotic translation initiation factor 4E family member 1B (gene eif4e1b). Gene Ontology annotation, cellular component: cytoplasm; eukaryotic translation initiation factor 4F complex. The transcript has 7 exons. The coding region runs from base 89 to 736 and encodes 215 amino acids. Gene Ontology annotation, biological process: translational initiation. Lineage: Eukaryota; Metazoa; Chordata; Actinopteri; Siluriformes; Pangasiidae. Gene Ontology annotation, molecular function: translation initiation factor activity; RNA 7-methylguanosine cap binding. The record is from RefSeq and is a predicted model, not a curated record.